This is a messenger RNA of Diceros bicornis minor, 605 nucleotides long. It is a transcript of the gene RARRES2, whose product is annotated as retinoic acid receptor responder 2. The transcript is spliced from 5 exons. The record is from RefSeq and is a predicted model, not a curated record. The coding region runs from base 84 to 575 and encodes 163 amino acids. Gene Ontology annotation, molecular function: signaling receptor binding. Lineage: Eukaryota; Metazoa; Chordata; Mammalia; Perissodactyla; Rhinocerotidae. Gene Ontology annotation, biological process: regulation of lipid catabolic process; inflammatory response.
GCCUGGCCAAGAGUCAGCCGCGAGGAGUGUAGGAGACACCCCGGGGCUCCAGAAAGGAGGGCCAGCGUGACUGAGGUGAAGCCAUGUGGCAGCUGCUGAUCCCGCUGGCCCUGUGGCUGGGCACGGCACACUUCGGCAGGGCCGAGCUCACGGCGGCCCAGCACCAGGGCCUGCAAGUGGCCCUGGAGGAAUUCCACAAGCACCCGCGUGUUCAGUGGGCCUUCCAGGAGACCAGUGUGGACAGUGCCACGGAAAAGCUCUUCCCAGCGGGGACCUUUGUGAGGCUGGAAUUUAAACUCCAGCAGACGAGCUGCCAGAAGAAGGACUGGAAGAAAGCCGAGUGCCGAGUCAAGGCCCACGGGAGGAAGCGGAAAUGCCUGGCCUGCAUCAAGCUGGACUCGAAGGAUAAAGUCCUGGGCCGGAUGGUCCACUGCCCCAUAGAGACACAGGUUCAACUGGAGCUUGAGGAGCACCUGGAGGCUCAGUGCAGCAGGGUGGAGCGGGCCAGCGAGGACCCCCGCAGCUACUACUUCCCUGGGACAGUUUGCCUUCUCCAGGGCCUGCCCCCCAGCUGAGGCCCCACUGGUAGGUGGCCAGGAGGGAGG